Molecule: messenger RNA, 1495 nt
Organism: Pleuronectes platessa (European plaice)
Lineage: Eukaryota; Metazoa; Chordata; Actinopteri; Pleuronectiformes; Pleuronectidae
Gene: nkap
Product: NFKB activating protein
Exons: 8
Coding region: 135-1385 (416 amino acids)
Biological process (GO): regulation of gene expression
Cellular component (GO): nucleus
Molecular function (GO): chromatin binding
Source: RefSeq, a predicted model, not a curated record
UACGCUGUGAGUGCGUACCUUAGCUGAGACAGGAAACAUGAGCGCGGUUUGUUGUCUGUACUGAACUCGCUUGUUUGGUUUAAAACAUAAACAAAUAGUCUUCACUUUUUUACAUUCUCGGUCAGUGGGUCGCUAUGCCUCAUUCAGACCGGUCGGGCUCUGACGGCGGCGGGGGGCCUCGCAGUCCUCGGGCCCGGAGACCUCGGACUCGCUCCCGUAGCCGUAACCGUGGCGGCAGCCACGAACGGAGCCUGUCCCCGUACAGCUUCGGGCCCAAACUCCCGAAGCCGCGGAACCGGGAAAGGGAACGCGAAGAUGGGGAGCGUCGGUUCCGAGAGGCGAGAAAUAUCAAACGGAUCCGCAUGGGAAGCCGCAGCCGGUCCCGGUCCAGAUCCAGAGAACGACACAGCACCACCAUCCCCACCAGCGUCAACAGCAGCACCAGCAACACCACCAGUUACAACCACUGGUCCGAGCAGAGAGACGUUCCGGGGAAAUAUGGCAGCUUCAAGGAUGAUUAUCACUACGAACAACACCGGGACGACGCUCAGAGACAGAGACAAGAGGUCUUUAUAGCCAGGCGUUUGCAAGAAAGGGAGAGGAUCGGGGAGACAGGUCUUCCUGAAGUUUGGGGAUAUUCCCCAAGAGUAAAAGAACCAGACUCUGACGAAUUCACACCAGUUGAAGAGGACGAGAAAAACAGCAGCUCAGAGUCGAGCUCAGAAGAGGUGAAGAAAAAGAAGAAGAAGAAGAAGAAAUCCAAGAAAAAGAAGAACAAAAAGCAUUCGGAGGACAGUGAGCUGGAAUCAGAAUCAGAUGAAGAAGAAAUAAAGAAGAAGAAAAAGAAAAAGAAGAGCAAAAAAUCCAAGAAGUCCAAGAAGAAGAAGGAGAAGAAGAUUCAUAAGGAGAGCAACUCCAGCAAGGAGGAGGAGGAGGCAGCUGCAGGAGAGGAAGAUGAUCCCAAUGGAGUGUUGUGGGUGGAGAAAACCUGCAUCGAUGAGCAUUUGGUCGGCCCCGAAGCUCCGCUCACCCACUUGUCCCAGGACGACAGGCCUUUGGAUUUCGGUCAUGCUCUGUUGCCAGGUGAAGGUGCUGCCAUGGCACAGUAUGUGCAAGCGGGUAAACGUAUCCCGAGAAGAGGAGAGAUCGGUCUCACCAGCGAUGAGAUUGCAAACUUCGAGGUAUCUGGUUAUGUGAUGAGCGGCAGCAGACAUCGUCGUAUGGAGGCUGUGCGUCUGAGAAAGGAAAACCAGAUCUACAGUGCGGACGAGAAGAGAGCUCUGGCGUCUUUCAACCAGGAGGAGAGGAGGAAGAGGGAGAGCAAGAUCCUGUCGAGCUUCAGGGAAAUGGUUUACAGGAAGACCAAGGGCAAGGAGGACAAGUGAACGUCCAUGUCAGAUUCCUCUUUUUAUUUUUUUUAUCAAAACCUUCACCUUUUUAUCCUGUGACUUCAGAUGUCUAUUUUUUUUUUAGGAAAAUACACUUUGGUUUGGGG